GCUUGAUCGGACAGCGCAAAAAAGCUUUGAUCCUCCAUAACAACAAUGGACCCGAUCCCAUCAUACAAACACCAAUUUUGUUCACAAAGAAGCGAAUCGUAUAAACGAGAAUCGGUCUCGAGUUGAAAGUUCGUCUCUCUUCUUCUUCUUCUUCCUCUCGAAACCUUGUAGUAACCGCGUAGGAAAUGGGGAAUACGUACUGCAUCCUGGGAGGUUGUAUUGAUCAAGCGAGCGUCGGUGUAGUCGAACGUUGGGGCCGAUUCGAGCAUAUAGCGGAGCCUGGAUGUCAUUUCUUCAACCCUCUCGCCGGUCAGUGGCUCGCCGGAGUCCUCUCCACCAGGAUCAACUCUCUCGAUGUCAAAAUCGAGACCAAAACUAAGAGGAUUAUAAAUUUCAAUUUCGAAUUUAGUCUUGAUAAUGUAUUUGUGCAGCUGGUUUGCUCGAUUCAGUAUCGUGUAGUGAAAGCUAGUGCUGAUGAUGCGUUCUAUGAGCUACAAAACCCAAGAGAGCAGAUCCAAGCCUAUGUUUUUGAUGUGGUCAGAGCUUUGGUGCCAAUGAUGACGCUAGACGCUCUUUUUGAACAAAAGGGAGAAGUUGCCAAGUCUGUUCUUGAGGAACUCGAGAAGGUGAUGGGGGCUUAUGGAUACAGCAUUGAACACAUUCUAAUGGUUGAUAUUCUUCCGGAUCCUUCUGUACGCAAGGCGAUGAACGAAAUCAAUGCAGCACAAAGGCUCCAGCUCGCGAGUGUGUACAAAGGAGAAGCAGAGAAGAUUCUCCAAGUGAAGAGAGCGGAAGCAGAGGCGGAAUCAAAGUACUUAGGCGGUGUCGGUGUGGCUAGACAGAGGCAAGCGAUUACGGACGGAUUGAGAGAGAACAUAAUGAACUUCUCUAGCAAAGUAGAAGGCACAUCGGCUAAAGAAGUGAUGGACUUGAUCAUGAUCACACAGUACUUCGACACCAUGAGGGACCUUGGGAACUCGUCGAAGAACACGACCGUGUUUCUCCCGCACGGUCCGGGUCACGUGAGGGACAUCAGCGACCAGAUACGCAACGGUUUGAUGGAAGCGGCGAGUGCUCAUGUCAGCGACGUCUAAAUGGGUUGAUUCACUUUGGGUUGUGAAUUGAAUCUGUUGGUUUUGCUUUCUUUGAUUAUGGUUUAUAUUAUGUUUUUCGAAUUUGGCUUUUUUUAUGCUGUUUUUUUAGUGAUAUUUUGUAUUAUGGUAUUGUAUAUAAUAACCCCAAAGCACUUGAACUUAUCGGGAAGAACAUCCAGAGAGCUUGAGCAGAAGCGCGCCAUUUUUGGCUUUUGAUUCUUCGUAUACCAUAAAGGAAUAACAUUAUUAGUAGAAGAAUUUCUCUUUCACAAUUGGUAGAUUUAUAUAUGUUAAACUCAGUAGUUUGAUAUCUAAAUUCGAAUCCAUAUCCAAUGAAUGUUUUUUGUUUGUUUAGUAACUCGG
Thlaspi arvense is the source of this 1457-nucleotide messenger RNA. NCBI's taxonomy places the organism in Eukaryota, Viridiplantae, Streptophyta, Magnoliopsida, Brassicales, Brassicaceae. The record is from the annotation of a GenBank genome assembly.